Molecule: messenger RNA, 2813 nt
Organism: Episyrphus balteatus (marmalade hoverfly)
Lineage: Eukaryota; Metazoa; Arthropoda; Insecta; Diptera; Syrphidae
Product: ATP-dependent DNA helicase DDX11
Exons: 5
Coding region: 91-2670 (859 amino acids)
Biological process (GO): nucleobase-containing compound metabolic process; establishment of sister chromatid cohesion
Cellular component (GO): nucleus
Molecular function (GO): ATP binding; hydrolase activity, acting on acid anhydrides, in phosphorus-containing anhydrides; DNA helicase activity
Source: RefSeq, a predicted model, not a curated record
UUUAUUUUCAAAUCAUUUGUUAUUUUUUUUCAUUUCUGAUUACUUUUUUUAAUUUUUCUGUAUCCUAUUUGUUAAGUGUUUUCGCUCUCUAUGUAUUCACCCAAAAAGAAUCUCCCAACUCCACAAAACUAUGCAUUCCCCUAUCAACCAUAUCAAAUCCAACAAAAUCUUAUGGAAUCUCUCUACGAGAUUCUGGAAAAUAAACAAAUUGGCAUAUUUGAAAGUCCAACAGGUACUGGCAAAUCACUCACUUUAACCUGCGGUGCUCUUCGUUGGCUAUUAGACCAUGAAGCUUUAGUCAAAGAAGAAUUACAACAACAAAUCAAUGAAUUAACUAACGAAAUAAAAAAACUCGAAUUAGAAGACAAUCAUGCAACAGAUUGGAUAGAAUCACACUUCCAAACUGAAAAGAAAAAAGAACAAAUGGUAAGCUUGCGAAAAACUUUUGAUAUUAUUAAAGAAUUUGAAAAGAAAAUCGAAGAUCUAAAGGCCAAAAAAUCGACAGAGAAAAAAUCUGGCGUUAAAAUAACAAAACCUCCAGAAGAAGUCUUAUUUGAGAUCGACAAACCUCUCGAAAAUGACUUAGAACUGGAUGAGUUCGAUGUCAAUGAACAGAAAGACGAUGAAGAAGACAAUCUCCAUCGAGAUGUUAAAAUCUUCUUCUGCAGUCGAACUCAUUCCCAGCUUUCUCAAAUUGUCUCUGAGAUCAGAAAAACCGAAUACGGCAAACAAGUCCGAUGUGUUUCUCUGGCUUCCCGGCAAAAUCUUUGCAUCCAUCCGGAGGUGAAAAAACUCACUUCUGGAGCAUUGAUCAAUGAACGUUGCUUGGAUAUGCAACGUUCCCAAUCAAAAAAGACUUGCUCCGAUUCGGAUGGCCAAUGUCUCAAGAAAUCCCGGGUAAAGCUUUCUUCCCAUUCGAAAUGCCCUUACAAGUCUCAAAGUCACAUUGAAAAUCUUAGAGAUUCAUCACUUGUCGAUGUAUUGGACAUUGAAGAUCUUGUCACUGCAGGGAAAUCCCUGAAAUCAUGUCCUUAUUAUGCCUCCAGGUCGUCAGCUAGAGACGCCCAGAUUAUAAUGCUUCCAUAUCAACUUUUACUUCACAAACGGACUCGUCUUCAGACGGGAAUUUGUCUUAAAAACAGUGUUGUCAUUAUCGACGAGGCUCAUAAUCUGUUAGACACAAUCUCGAAUAUUUAUAGUUCCGAGGUGAGCUUGUUUCAACUGUCGGCAGCUCUUGGACAGAUGACUGCAUACAAAAUGAAGUAUUGUUCACGAUUCAGUACUCAAAAUCUGCUCAAAAUCAAUCAAAUGAUUUUUAUCACCAAGAGACUUACUAAAAUGUUCACAUCCUCUGGAAAAGAAUCUCACAGAAUGUUAAGAACUCAUGAACUUAUGGACGAAGGAGAGUUCUUCAAUAUCAAUUUGUAUCAUAUUCUUGAUUUCUGUGAACAGACACGAUUCGCUCAGAAAUUGCAAGGAUUUGCUAAGCGAAUGAAUGCUGAACCAGCUCCAAGUGAGAAUAUAGAACCACCGAGAAGUGGUACUAUUGAACUUUUGAAGAAACUCGAAGAAGAGAAAUUAUCUAAGAAAAUUAAGUCUUCGAAAAAGGGAGUGGAUGUUGUUGUGGAGGAGGUGAAAGUGGAAGUUAGGAAUGAAGCUGUUCCGUUGGUGAUUCGUCCACUUUUGGGAUUUUUGGAAUCGCUGACAGAAUGUUCGGAUGAUGGAGGUGUUCUUAUUACACAAAAUUCUGAUACAAAACAAGCUACAAUGAAAUUUAUUCUUUUGAAUCCGGGUGGACAUUUUGAGGAGAUUAUAAAGGAAGCCAGAUCGAUCAUAAUAGCUGGAGGUACAAUGCGUCCAACGGAUGAGCUCACAGAUCAGCUCUUCAAAUCCUGCCCUGAGCGAGUUCAUCUUAAAUUCUAUGACCAUGUCGUAUCUGAAGAUGCGGUUGCUCCUUUUGUCAUACAAAAAGGCCCAACUGGAAAAAGGUUCCUCUUCAAUUUUGCCGAAAGAAGGAAACCAGGAUUGCUCUCCGAAUUAGGUAUGACUUUAAGGAAUGUUUGCAAUGUGAUACCAGCUGGCAUAGUGUGUUUUUUCUCGUCCUACGAUUAUAUGGAUUUAGUUUAUGAGCAUUUUGUGAAGGAAAAAUUCAUAGAGCAAAUCUCACAGAAAAAACACAUAUUCCGUGAACCUCGCGGAACUGGGGGUCAAUCGGUGGAGAAACUUCUAAGCGAUUAUGCUUGCGCAAUCAAAAACCCAGAUCGCAAUGGGGCACUACUUUUCAGUGUCGUUGGAGGGAAGCUAAGCGAAGGUUUGAAUUUCGCUGAUGACUUGGGACGAUGUGUGAUUGUUGUCGGAAUGCCAUAUCCAAAUAAAAAUUCACCAGAAUUGCAAGAGAAAAUGAAAUAUUUGGAUGUGACAUUGAAAAAUGGAGCUGGUGCUGAAUAUUAUGAGAAUCUUUGUAUGAAAAGUGUCAACCAGUGUAUAGGUCGUUCAGUUCGUCACAUCAAUGAUUAUGCUUCAGUACUACUGAUCGAUGAACGAUAUGCAAGUGAAAAAGUGCGAAAGAAACUACCCCAAUGGAUAUCUAGAAAUUUAAAAAUUCCAGCUGCCUUUGGAGUGGUUCAAGGAGCUACGGCUAAGUUUUUUCGACAAAAACGAAUAAGUUGAUAACGGGGAUUUGAAUGUGAUUAAAAACAGUACAGGAGUAGAAGAUUUAUAUAUGGAUCAUCAAAUGAGUACUAAAACAAAGUCGAAAACCAUGCGAGGCCACAUACUAAAACUCAUAAUCCUAAUGCGAAUAAAAAAAUAAA